AUGGAUAGAGGGCAGAAUGGGGAAGGCUUCAGGCGCAGGGAUCCAUUUGCUGGGUUUGUCAGCUUUGGCCCCCACAGGAGCUUGAUUUCUAGCUUCUUUGGAGGGAGGGAUCCAUUUGAUGAUCCCUUCUUUACCCGUCCAUUUGGGGGUCGGAUGAUGGGUGACCAUGACAUGUUUGGACCUAGCCCUUUUGGGCCGAUGGGAGGGCCUUUCGGGGACAUGGGGAAUGAUGGGUUCAUCGAGCAAGCUCCUUCUAGGGGUAACAGCAGAAGGCCUGUGAUCACAGAGGUUGAUGAGGAUAAGGCAGAAAAUGCAGAGCACGGUAACGAGCAACCCAACCAAGACUCUUAUGUUCAGGAGCCGGAUGAUGGGAGUGAUGGGACAGAAGGUGGCCAAGUCGAGCUGCACAGGGAUCUCAAUAGGGGGCUAAUAGUGGAGGGCAGCCGCAGGCUCGGCCAUUCCCUGACAAGGAAACUGAAUUCAGAUGGGAAGGUUGACACCACACAGACGCUGCACAACCUGAAUGAAGAUGAACUAGCUGGAUUUGAGGAAUCAUGGAAGGGGAAUGCUGGACAUUACUUGCCUGGCUGGAACCAAAAUGCUGGUGCACCUAAUAGUGAUAAUUCUGGUAACCGUAGCUCCAAUGGACGUGACCGGCGAUCGGCCUGGGGCUGGGCGCUUCCUGGGACCGAGCAAGGCCGUGAUCCAAGGCGCAACAGAAAGCCAAAAUCAUGGGUCAUCCCAAUCUCCUGA
Molecule: messenger RNA, 753 nt
Organism: Miscanthus lutarioriparius
Lineage: Eukaryota; Viridiplantae; Streptophyta; Magnoliopsida; Poales; Poaceae
Source: the annotation of a GenBank genome assembly